AUGGAAGAAGGAGAAGAAGAAGCGCAAGUGAGUAACAGCGAGGAUGAAGAGCCAGAGGACAAGGAGGAAGAAGAUACGAGUGAAGAGGAGUCAGAAGGUCGAGAGCGAAGUGAGGCGGAGGAGGAAGACGAGGAGGAGGAGGAGGAGCGAGAUGAAGAGAACCCUUCACAGGACGAAGCUGAUGAUGAAGAUGAUGAUGAUGGUGAAGAGAGUGAGGGCAAGACUAACAAGAAAGAAUGGGACAAGUUCGACCGGCAAACCAAGAGCUCUCUGAAGUUUCCUCCAAGCCUACAGCCGAUGCUCAAAACAAAGAAGGUGGAGUUGUUCAACAUGUGGCUGGAGAAUGACAUGAGUUGGGACCGUGUCCAAUGUGUUGUUGAACGACAACAGACUUCUUCCAACCUAUCGAGGAAAGAGUGGGUCGCGGUCCAGGCCAAAGACCUGAAGACCCGCUUGCCCGAGGAUCGCUUUAACGAGUUGAUCAAGCGCCGGACAGAAGCUGGCCUAUACUACCCGGAUGAAGACUACCCGGAUGAUGACAUGGACUGGUUUGUUGAAAGCUGGGCUCAAAAAGAGACUUGGAUCUACAUGCCCAAAGGGCGGGUUGUCCGUCAAGACGAUGCCGCAGCAGAGAUUUUGAAAGUCCGUGCUGAAAAAAAACUCGACGAGAACCUCUUCAACGCGCUGACUGCCGAGGAAGGCGGGGUCCUUGCAGCUGGAGCUCUCCCGGCUGUCAAAGCAGCGUCAGCUAGCGGCGCCCAGAAGAUCAUGGAAUCCUUGAACGAUGGAGCGAAGGUGGUCAAGGCGACAAAGGCGCGCACCAAGGCCAUCCAACUCCAAGGCAUGGAGUUUGCAGACCAGUUGUCGCAACAGCUCUUAAACCGUGCUGGACAAAUGGAAGGAAUCUAUGGGAGGUUGAAAAAGUCUGUUUCUGCUGAGAAGCCUUCGGACAAGGACAUUUCUGCCAUUCUCAAAGAGAUUGAAGCGCAGAACAAAUGGUUCGAGAAAGCUGAGGCUUCUGCGCAAGGAAUUUUGAAAGGUGGCGGUGGCAGUUCCAAGGGCAAGGCUGUGGAGGAAGAUUCGCACCAACUAUCCACAGGUCUCCAGAAGCUUGCUCAUUUCGGUGCGCAUGGGAAGUGUGCUGGAAAUACUGAGCGGGAUUUCCAGAGGUUCCUGGCGAAACUGAUCCUCAGGAGUGCGAGGCGUCAGUGCUCCUGCCCCAUUAG
This is a messenger RNA of Durusdinium trenchii, 1226 nucleotides long. The record is from the annotation of a GenBank genome assembly. Lineage: Eukaryota; Dinophyceae; Suessiales; Symbiodiniaceae.